This is a messenger RNA of Ostreococcus lucimarinus CCE9901, 1128 nucleotides long. RefSeq names its product DMT family transporter: phosphate/phosphoenolpyruvate. The record is from RefSeq and is a predicted model, not a curated record. The coding region runs from base 1 to 1128 and encodes 375 amino acids. Gene Ontology annotation, cellular component: cis-Golgi network; Golgi apparatus; endoplasmic reticulum-Golgi intermediate compartment. NCBI's taxonomy places the organism in Eukaryota, Viridiplantae, Chlorophyta, Mamiellophyceae, Mamiellales, Bathycoccaceae. Gene Ontology annotation, molecular function: antiporter activity. Gene Ontology annotation, biological process: UDP-glucose transmembrane transport. The transcript has a single exon.
AUGCGCGACGUGCGCGCGCGCGGGCUGAAGUGCUCGCUGUUGGUGCUCGUGUGGUUCAGCACGGGGACCGGGUUGGCGCUGUUCAACAAACAGAUUCUGGGCGUCGAGCGAGGAGGGUUUCCGUGCCCGAUAUUCCUGACUUCGAUGCAGUUUGCGAUGCAGUACGCGAUGGCGAGGGCGUGUCUGGGAGCGGGCGUGCUCGAAGACGCGGAAAAGGCGCGCGGGAAGCGAGAAGAGGUGCCGUCGGAGGUGUACUGGCGAAAUUUGGCGCCGGUGGGGGCGGCGAUGGCGUUGGACAUCGCGCUGAGUAAUUUGUCGUUGGCGUUCAUCACGGUGUCGGUGUACACGGUGGCGAAGACGAGCACGAUCGUGUUCACGCUUGGGUUGGCGUUUUUAUUUAGGUUUGAAAGGCCGACGUGGUUCUUGGGCGGCGUGGUGACGCUGGUCGUCGUCGGGCAGGUGAUGUCGGUGGAGGGCGACGCCCAGUUUGAUGUGUUUGGUUUCAUCAUGUGUCUCAUCGCGGCGCUCAUGAGCGCGCUUCGGUGGAUCUUUUCGCAGCGCGUGAUGCAUCGCGACCGCGAUGAGCCCGGAGACCACGCGAAGGGGAUCAAGGAUUCGCAUCACGUGAGUCAUCCGGUGGUGUUCGUGUCCUUGAUUUAUCCGAUAAUGUUCGUCAUCGUUUUCACGUUCUCUUCGUUGAAAGAGCGGUGGUGGUUCGCGAUUCCACACUCAAAGUGGCUCGCGAGCCCUAUCGACGUAUUCGUCGACUUGGUCGUGUUCGCCUGCGGGGCGUCGAUGGCGUUUUGUUUGACUUUAGCCGAAUUCGAGCUGCUCAACGAGACGAGCGCGAUGUCCAUGAUGUUCAUAGGAGUGUUGAAAGACAUCAUAAACAUCGUGUGUGGGAUGUUGCUCUUUGGCGACAAGUUCGGAUCCGCGAACGUCGUCGGCCUCGGACUUUGCAUGGUGGGCGUGGUCGGAUACAACAAGUACAAGUGGGAACAGCUGAAAUUGAAAGCGUUGACGUCGCAACGCCGCGGCGACGAUUCCGACGCCGUGCCGCUCGUGGAAAUCACCUCGAUUUCAUCUACGAGUCCGCGUCGGCGAUUGGACGAUUUCACGAUUGCGUAG